AUGGCCCCCUACCCAACCCGCGACGAAAUCACGUCCAUCUUCAAACACAUGGAGACGGGCGAAUACGACUCCACCUUUGCUCGCGUGCGGCCUAACGUCGACUGGACCGUGAUGGGAACGCAUCCACUGGCCGGCCACUACACAAGUCUCAAGGACUUCCAACAAGCGACUUUUGCGCGACUGGGGAAAAUCAUGAAGGAUCCGGGGAUCAGGCUGAUGGUGCGGAAUGUGAUUGGCGGCGGGGAGCAGGAGUGGGCGACUGUCGAGUUGGUGGCGAAGGCGGAGUGCAAGAAUGGAUUCAAAUUCGACAAUACGUACGCCUGGUGUAUGCGCUUCGACGACGAAGGUCAGGUGGCGGAGGUCCGAGCAUACCUCGACAGUGAGAUGGUCAAAGAAGCAAUUGAGGCGAAUGAGGGCGGCGCACCAAAGAGUAGCAGAGCUCCCGUGCCGCAGUUUUGA
Messenger RNA from Neohortaea acidophila, 459 nucleotides. RefSeq lists its product as uncharacterized. The transcript is spliced from 2 exons. NCBI's taxonomy places the organism in Eukaryota, Fungi, Ascomycota, Dothideomycetes, Mycosphaerellales, Teratosphaeriaceae. Bases 1 to 459 code for a protein of 152 amino acids. The record is from RefSeq and is a predicted model, not a curated record.